Messenger RNA from Peromyscus maniculatus bairdii (prairie deer mouse), 2987 nucleotides. The record is from RefSeq and is a predicted model, not a curated record. NCBI's taxonomy places the organism in Eukaryota, Metazoa, Chordata, Mammalia, Rodentia, Cricetidae.
AUGGUGGCCCGCGGGGCACCUACGAAGAGGGGGCCCGGCCCCCGGGGCCGCGGUGCUCAGCGCCGCACGCUGGCUCCGGAGCGCAUCGGGGGCUGGGCCGAGCCCGGGCCGCGUUGCCUCCCGCGCUGCGCUGUGCUCCGCGUUCGCCUAUUGAUCGGCUCCGCGGCGGCGGCGGCGGCGGCGGCGGCGGCGAGGAGUCAGGUCAGGACAACUGAGAGAGGUGCCCGACGUGUACCCAGGGCCAGAGAUCCACCAGGUUCGGGGUCUGAGCUGCGCAAUCCACGCACUCUCGGAGCCACCAGCCCCCAUCUCUUCCCUCUCUUGGUUUCAGCUCCCCAAAGAGCCUGCCUGCGUCCCCAUCUCGGGGAGACACUGCAGCCCUGGGUCUCCCAGCCGGGCCAGUGUUUCCUCCCAAGGCCCAGAGUCCCCCCAGAGGCGGUGCGGGCUGGCCAUCCUUCAGCUUCCUGCAGACGCUGUGGCGUGCGCUCCCACUGCUCACCCCCCACCCCCCGCGCUGGGGUUACAGCAGCCACACGGACUUGCAGAUGCGUGGCCUGGCGUAGCACCGGGAGGAAUUCACAUUUGACUGUGAAUCUGGCCUCGGAGCAUCCCAGGAGGCGCGGGCCGGGCGCCGCCACGUCUGCCGUGCAACUCUGGCUGAGCCCUAGAGGCCGCGGGUCGGAAAGACUUCAGCAGCGGCGGUGUGGACCCCAGGCCGGAUUUGUGCACCGCGGAGCGGCCCGGCCUCCCCAGGAUGGGCGCGAGGUUCUCCAGCCGGCCCCCUGCGCUCCUGAUCCUCCCGGACCAGGCCCUUUGCCACCGGCCUGCGAGUGGCCAGAUCUGCGCGGCGGCUCCUGGAAUCCCAGCAUGGAUGGAAAACCGUGGCCCUGAGCGACAGUAGUUUUAUUUCUUUUUUCCUCUUCAGGAUCAUCCCUUUUCCACCUGCGCAAAGCAUUUCCGCUGACCUCCUUGUUUUUUUCCGGCCUGUCUAUUCCUCGCAUUUUCUGUGUGUUUGAUUUCCGGGAUUGUUUUUCCUCUUUUUUUGACUCCCUAUGUGUUCUUUUUGGUUCCUUUUUUUUCCUGGGUAUUUCUUUUUGUUAUUUCAUUUUUUUUCAACCCCCGUUUUCCAUCUUUCCUCCCUCUCCCUUUCUCGGUUUCCUCUUCUUCUUCUUCUUUUUUUUUCCCUCCCUCUCUUUCGUCCCGAUCCGUCCUAUUUGAAUCUUGGUCUGUCCCAGGCUCUCAUCUCCUGGUUUAUUCUCGCUUCCUUUCCUCUACAGAGUCUGUCCCCUCCCCCGCCCGUGGAUCUGCUUCCCCGGCAUCCCCUUCUCAUCCAUCUUGGGAGAUGAAUAUGUCGCCUUAUUGGAUGCCGAGGCCAGAGCAGGGCGAUGGGGCUCGGCCAACGUCGCACAUUUUCUUCAUGCAUAUUGAGAAUAUGGUAAUGAGCGCGUUUGCAUUGUUGCAUGGAAAUGAUGCGUUUCCUUCUGCUGUGCGGAGAGUGGGCAAGGUUGGUGUGGACCCAAGAGAGCCCGAUAGUGGGCACCGGGCCUUGUGGCCCUAGUUAUCCACUGGGGGACGAAGAAGUGACCUCUCGGAGCGCCUGCCCGCCCUCCGCCUGCUCUGGCUUCCACAAAGGCGCCGCUGCCCAGGUUAAAGCCUGGUAAAGGGAAAGCAGUCUCUCCCGCCCCACGACUGUCUGGCGCGCCCCAGGUCCAGCGGCCUCGGAACCUUUCCUGGCGAUCAGAGUCCUGUGAAGGAGAGCCUGGCUGUGUUCUCUAACGGCUACACGUUGCUUGCGACUCGAGUGACCUUUUAGAAUGAAACAUAGCUGACCGUGUGCCCUGCGCCACACGCGUCUCCUUCAUUCUGGGGGCGCGUGGGCAUCGUUUGACCCUGUCAGGUCGACCCAGGUGGCUGUCAGAGACCCACUUCUUUCCUAGACAUGGGCUCAGCGGCGACCAGGCUGACUCCCAGUAAUCCAACAGAGGCAGCCAAGCUCGGGUGAAGGGGGCCAGGGCCCUCAGAAGGGUGAAGGUCUGCAGAGACAGGUCAGCCUCUACUUGGGGCUGGAAGGGAAGAGAUUUAUGCUCGCUGGGAGCUCACGGCCCCAGAGCCCACAUCUAGCAGUCAAACCCCACAGCCCACCGCAGGACAUUUUCCUGCCUCCUCGUCCCCUACUUCCUACUAGGGAAGUCCCUAGCGGGGGCUCCGCAGCCGAAAUGCAUUGUGGAAAGGCAGCCAUUGUGUAGGGUCAGGUUUCUCAACCUUCAAGCAUCCUGCCAGCACUUCUACUGUGAGGGACUGAAGAUUUUUCCUUAAAUUGAGUCCUUUACAAAACUCAAAUGCAUCGUUUUGGAAACGUAUUUGGUCCAUCCACCACUUCUGCAGACUGGAAAGUAGCUGUUGGCAGAAAAGAAACACAGCUAACAGCAAAGCAUGCUCCGGAGCCUUGCCCUUUCCUGCCUGGGGUUCAAGUACACCCUGUGGUAUUAGCAAACGCUGGGAGUGUGAGUAGUGACUCUAAGAAAUGAGAGCAUGAAAAGGGAAUGCUUCUUUCUCGGUCUCCUAUGAGCUACAAUGACAUCAAGGGUCUCUAGGGCUGUCCUGUCGUAGGGUUUGCUGGUGCUGUUAAAACAGAUUCGAACACGUUAAGGCAACGCUUACCGUGCUGAGUUAUUAUUACCAAAUCAUCUCAUUGAACGUUUCCAGGCAACACUGCCUUUAAUUCUCACCAUCCUUCAGUGGGCAGACUGUUGAGAGGCCACACGUGAUUGUGUAGGAUGUUUACUGAGAAGCAGACUUCCAAGAGGGUAAGAGGGGUGCUGAAGUCACCCCUCUGUGUUCACCAAGUUGUGUGUCCUGGUUUAGGCGAAACAGGGAAACUAUUCCUCUAAUCUGCACAAAAAGUUGGGAGGGUGAAUCAGUCCUUGAAAAAUUGGAAAACAGCGUUUGGGAACUUGGAAAAGCAUAAACUGAUGUUUUUAACUGUU